UGGUACUGUGAAGAAAAGCUUUGGCAAGUCAACUUAAAAUGUUAUUAAAUGUGAGAGGCGCUGCUUGAUUUGUAUCAUGUAAAGAAACUGUGACAUGACCAACGUGACUGUAAAUGUCCGGAACUGACGCUCACCGUCAAUACCGAUAGUACGAAAUCCAUUGACAGAUGAACACCCAUCCACAUGCAUAACAAUGGACUCUGAACGAAAAGUGCAAACAGAGAGGAAGUAAUUUAUGUAGUGAAAUCAGAGCAGAGCCAGUAGAAUCGAAUAAAUGAACUCCAGUGAAGCAUCACUACAGCCAAAAGGACCACAUGUCGUUUCUGGACUGCACCUGUAUCUCCACCCACUCACAAGUCCAGUCAAUCAGGAUAGAGGAGCAGUAUGAAGACAUCAGCCAACAGUUCUCGAGCAGUGAUGUCUCUCCUUGUUCUGUGUUGACGGAUGAAGAUGACAUCACAAAUCUCUCCACUGACCCCGCGCACUAUCAGCUGCUCUCACAACUGGGGCAGAGUUUCAAUAACCUCAGUCAAGUGAGCAUGGUGCGCCACACACCCUCUGGUCGUCUGGUAGCAGUGAAAAACACUAACCUGGACGAGUGUACAGAAGAUGAGCUGCUGCAGCUAAUGAAUGAGGUUUUGUUGUCCAGGCUGUUUCGUCACCCAAACCUGCUGACUUCCAGACUUGUGUUCAGUUCCUGCUGUCAGCUGUGGGUGCUCUCUCCUCUCAUGAGUUACGGUUCUGCAGACUCUCUUCUGAGGUUGUAUUUUCCUGAUGGCAUGAGUGAGUCUUUGAUCGCAUAUCUGUUGUACGGAGUGCUGAGAGCCCUUGAGUACCUGCAUCACAUGGGUUACGUGCACAGGGGUGUAAAGGCGAGUCAUGUGUUGUUGUCAGCAGAGGGUCGUGUGUGUUUGUCUGGUCUUCAGAGUGUGUAUAGUUUGAUGAAGGAUGGGAAGAGGAUGAGAGCUGUGUUUGACAUGCCUCAGCACAGUCCGUCACUGCUGCCAUGGCUGAGCCCUGAGCUACUGCGACAGGAUCUUCAUGGAUAUGGCGUGAAAUCAGACAUCUACAGUCUGGGAAUCGUGGCGUGUGAGCUGGUCAGUAGCAGAGUGCCAUUCCAGGACAUGCCACCUACCCUGAUGCUCCUUCAGAAGUUAAGGGGAUCUCACUCUUGUCUCCUUGACCUCUCUCCAUAUCCGCUCGGUGACCUGGGGGCGCUGAAAGUAUCUCGCUCUGGCGUGGACUCGGGAAUCGGCGAGAGUGUGGCGACCGGAAGUCUGACUCGUACCGCCACCGCAGAGAGACCCCAGAGCCCCGCCCCCAAAAACCACUCAGCUACACUGCACAACCUGGUCCAACUGUGCCUGCAGCAGGAGCCUGAGCGCAGGCCUUCUGCGACAGCUCUCCUCACCCACCCCUUCUUCAGACAGGUGAAGAAACAUACAAGGGACUCAUUCCUUAAUUUAAUGUAUCCGGCUGUGCCAAUGUCCUGCCCUCCUGACACGCCUCCAUCCGAAACACCAACGCAGACCUGUAACACGCCAUCUCCCACCCAUACUGAGCCAGAGGAUGGGAUGUGGGACUUCUCUUAAACCCCACUGUCUUUCUGUUUCUAUCCCUCCAUAUCAUAUUUUCAUUUUACUUAUGUCAUUCUCUUUACCCUUCUUUUUUUAAAUCAAAAAACAGUUACCUUCAUAUCCUUCUACAUUUGGAUAACUCUGUUUAAUACAAGACAAUCCAACAGUUAUCUCAAACCUAUUUACUGUGCUGUAUUUACUCUCUGUUUGCUGUAUGAGAUUCUACCAAUCGCUAAAAACCUUUUAAUUGGUUAUACUCUGGGAUUGCCUUUUCUUGUAUUAAUGUAUUGUUGGAGAUCUUUCGAUCAUGGUGAAUUUGUCCAUGUUAUGAUCGGAGCUUCCUCUUUAAUGUUCAACUGGUGCGUUCACGUCCUGUCGGAAUUACUGUAAUUACAACUUGGAAAUGCUUCCUGUUCACAUCCUUGUACUCUCAUAUGAUCAAUGCAUCGAUGCAUAUGUUUCAAUGGAAACACUCCUAAUGCCAAAAAAAAAAAAGGAAAUAUUUACAAAGAAAUUUAGGUUCAAUACAAGUUAAGCUUCAUCGACAGCAUUUGUGUCGUAAUGUUGAUUUUCCAAAAAUAUUUUUACUUGUGCUUAUUAUAUUUUUGCGUAGUAUUAUUUUAUUUUUACUUCAUACUUGUGCGUCAUUUAUUUAAAUAAAAGAACCAAUCGCUGUUACUGUGAGACACUUACAAUGGAAGUGAAUUGGGCCAGUGCAUCAAUGCUCAAAUACAAAUGCUUUCGAAAGUAUUGCUACAAGACAUAAACAUUAUGCAUGUUAACAUGAUUUUAGUGUGAUUUAAAAUCUCUGUGCAACAUGUUUUUGUUGUUUUUGCAGUAUUAAAAUCAUGUUAAAACGUUUGUUGUUUAUGUCUUGUGUGUAUACAUUUGAAUGUUGAUGUAUUGGCCGCAUUUACUUCCAUUGUAAGUGCCUCACAGUAAUAGUUCCUUUUUUAUUUUAUUGCCUUUUCUCCCCAAUGUGGCAUGCCUAAUCCCAACUGCUUAAUAGAUCCUCGUGGUGGUGCGGUUACUCGCCUCAAUCCGGGUGGUGGAAGACAAGUCAAUCCGUGCAUCUUAUCACGUGGCUUGUUGCUCAUGCUACUCUCCGCGAUCCACACACACCCUACCACGUGCCCCAUUGAGAGCGAUAAUCACUAUACGCGACCACGAGGAGGUUACCCCAUGUGACUCUACCAUCCCUAGCAACCGGGCCAAUAUGGUUGCUUGGGAGACCUGGCGGGAGUCACUCAGCACACCCUGGAUUCAAACUCGUGACUUCAGGGGUGGAACUCAGCAUCAAUGCUCUCUGUGUUACCCAGGCCCCCAGUAAUUGUUACUUUUGUUUAAAUAAUCGUACGAGAUAAAUUUGUUUUGUGGAAAUCAACAUUAUGCCACAUGCUGUCGUUUGAAAUUGUGUUGAAUCCGGAGCGUGUAAUCACUGCAUUAUUUCUUUAAUUCAACUUUAUAUGGUCUUGCAAAAUGUUUAAGAAAAAAGAUUGUGCACUGGCUUUAAAAAAAUGACAUAUCAAAUAUAAAAAAUUAUAAUUAACUUUCACUGUUGAGGUCGCUGCCAUUUUUGUUUAUUUUUAAACAACGUGUUUCCUGUUUUAGGAGUUUCCAACAUGUAAUUAUAAGUUAGACAAAGAUGUGAAAGUUUUUUUUACAAGUCAGAAACUCCAGUAAUUCUGGCAUGAAUUGAAUGCACCAAACGUCCACAGCAGCCAAUCGCAUCAAAGAGAUAGCAGCAAAUCACUGGAUUUGAUCACGCCAACGAGUGAGGUCAUCAAACUGAGCCAAGAAUGCCGGGGAUUUGGAGUUCACGUUUUAAUGUGUAUCAGCGACAGUUAUUAAAUCAAUGGUUCUAGUUCAGUACAAGCUCUGUUGAUCGCUCCCGUGACGCCGUUUAUUACCACAGAAAAUCAUUUUUAACUGUUCCUCAAUAUUUAAAAGCAAACACAUUGUGUUUAAUGUUAUGCACAAUUCAUACUUAACUUUCACUAUCGCCAGUUUUACUCAAUCCUCCCACGUAAAUUCACUGAGCUGAUUCAACUAGUCUUGUGAGCUUUACUUAAUCCAUUUGCGUUGGGACUACAUUAGUAUUUUUUCUUUGGUAGGUAAACUGAAACUGGGUAGAGGAUUUCUAGUUUGAGAUUAAAUUGUGUUGGGUUUACUUGAUUCAGUUAGGUUACCUCUACUUGAUUUUUUUAAAUUGAUAUAACAUGGUAACAUUUCAAAUAUGUGGAACCACUGUUUAUGAGUGAAUCAGCUAAAAAGUUUUUUAAAUGGGGUUUUCCGCAUGAACACAAGUUCAUCUGCUUAGAAAAUUUGUCCCAUCACUUAAAGGACAAUUUAGACAUAAUAACCCUCAUUAUUUUAUGGAAGCGCUUUAACAAAAGUACAAGCUGCCCAUUUCAGCUACUACACUUGCCUCAUUGACUUCCAUUGUAAGUGUGUGACUGACUGGACACAUGAUUUUCAUUUUUACAAGCUUAGGGAUGAUUUGAAUUUAUUUUCUGUGGUAAUCAACAGUGUAUCCGAGAUGCUUUUGCAUUGAACACGGAGCAUUUCUUUCAAUAUGCCACUCUUCCAAUCUUUGCUAGUGAAUUUUAAAAGGGUGUUUAUGUGAAUGUGUUUACUCUGUAUUCAACUGGCAUUCUUAAAGUCCUCUUGCUCUCUUUUUAGAAACUGUACAUGUUUUAAUCCUGUGAAGAAAACCAUACUCGUCAACACUGCCUCAACGUAAUGGUCUGGAAUGGGAUUUGAAUGAGUCCAGAUUAAACUGAAGGACUGAGCAGCUUUAACUGUGACCAAUAUUAUUAUUAUUAAAAUACCUAAGUCCUUUUACGUUUUAUAUGUUAGCUGUAUGAAACAUUUAGAUCAAUGAUAAAUAUAUUCCUACUUCAUUUCUUAACA
This is a messenger RNA of Xyrauchen texanus (razorback sucker), 4490 nucleotides long. It is a transcript of the gene stradb, whose product is annotated as STE20 related adaptor beta. Lineage: Eukaryota; Metazoa; Chordata; Actinopteri; Cypriniformes; Catostomidae. Bases 315 to 1592 code for a protein of 425 amino acids. Gene Ontology annotation, molecular function: protein kinase activity; ATP binding; protein serine/threonine kinase activator activity. Gene Ontology annotation, biological process: protein phosphorylation. The transcript is spliced from 13 exons. The record is from RefSeq and is a predicted model, not a curated record.